AUGUCUAAACGAGAUAAUGAGGGCGAUGUCAUCGCAAAUCGCAUAAGUCUGCUAGAGGCAAAGGGCCAGAAACUCUUGGCGUCGCUGUAUGGGUCGCGGCCGGACUGGGGCACUGCGGAUGGUGAUGCGAAAACACAAGUUGAAGACGAUGAUCAAGACCUGAAACAAAAUUACGCUCACGACAGAAUCGGUGUCGGCGGCAUAGUUCCCAAGGAUAUCGAAGAUGGCAGCUUCACCAGCAGGAUACGAACAUCAGACGACAAACUGUUGCAACAGUUGAUUGGUAAAAAGAAAGCAAAAGCCCACAUUACUGCGAAACAAGAAGCUGCGAGGCCAAAUGCAGCCUCCAAGGCUCAACAUUACAAGAAGCUUGCUGCAAAGAAAGAAGAGUCGGACGAUGAUGAAGAGGGGAGAGCUGCGACAUUCAAAUCCAAGAGACAGAAGAAGAAGGUGAAGCAAGAAGCGAAGCUGCCGGACAGCGACGACGAAGAUGAAGAGGCGAGGGCGAAGAGGUUAGAAGGCGGUACUGUGAAAGUCGAGGAGGAAAUAUCAGAAGAGGUCGCCACAGAAGCUCAAGCAGACGCAAAACCCAUCAAGAAGGAGGAGGAGGAGGAUGAAGAAGCCGAAACCACACAAUCAGCACCCAAGAAAGCGAGGACAAAACCUAAGAGCUUCCUCGACGAGAUUCUAGCUGAGCGGUCAAAGAAGAAGAGUAAGAAGGCAAGGGCAUAG
Alternaria novae-zelandiae is the source of this 732-nucleotide messenger RNA. RefSeq lists its product as uncharacterized. The transcript has 2 exons. The record is from RefSeq and is a predicted model, not a curated record. Lineage: Eukaryota; Fungi; Ascomycota; Dothideomycetes; Pleosporales; Pleosporaceae. Bases 1 to 732 code for a protein of 243 amino acids.